AUGGUUGUAGAAGGCAUCCCAAAAUCCAUCAUCACCGACGAUCAAAUCACAGCAAACCCUAAUCGGGCCAUCGAAGACGACAACAAUCUCGAAAAAGGAGAGAUCCUCGAUGAAGACGACUCCUCCGCCACUUCCAAACCCGUCGUCCACCAAUCUCACCCCCUCGAGAAUUCCUGGACUUUCUGGUUUGAUACUCCUACAGCAAAAUCCAAACAAGCCUCUAGGGGUAGUUCAAUGCGACCCAUCUACACUUUUUCCACUGUCGAAGAGUUUUGGAGCAUUUACAAUAACGUUCAUCAUCCUGGUAAGUUGGUUGUGGGAGCGGAUUUCUAUUGUUUCAAGCAUAAGAUUGAACCGAAAUGGGAGGAUCCCAUUUGUGCUAAUGAUGGGAAAUGGACUGCGAACUAUCAGAGGGGAAAAUCUGAUACCAGUUGGCUGUAUACGUUGUUGGCUAGGAUUGGAGAACAAUUUGAUCAUGGAGAAGAAAAUGCAAGGAAGGCCGGCGGCGCCGCUUCUGUUCGCCACGAGAGAAGAAGAGACUUUCUUUUCUAA
Molecule: messenger RNA, 552 nt
Organism: Vicia faba (fava bean)
Lineage: Eukaryota; Viridiplantae; Streptophyta; Magnoliopsida; Fabales; Fabaceae
Source: the annotation of a GenBank genome assembly